Molecule: messenger RNA, 953 nt
Organism: Drosophila mojavensis
Lineage: Eukaryota; Metazoa; Arthropoda; Insecta; Diptera; Drosophilidae
Exons: 3
Coding region: 46-786 (246 amino acids)
Molecular function (GO): chitin binding
Source: RefSeq, a predicted model, not a curated record
ACUCUUGAGUUAUUCACAAUAUCAUUUCGGCAGCUCACUAGCAAAAUGCGACUUGCAGUUGUAAUAUGGAUUGCUUUGUUGAGCAUUUCGCAGGCGUACACCCCGGAUAUAUGCUUCAAAAAGUCUUUCGGCUACAAGGUUGCCGAUCCGAAAGACCGAAAAUCAUAUUUCCAAUGUCUUGGACUCCUGGGCAAAAUUUGGAACCAUUGCGAUGACGGAUAUCGAUUCAGUGGACCAGAGCAAAAGUGUAUGCUCGAUAAGCAUCUAAAGGCAGUCGGAGAUGGCUCCAGCGGUCCAGAUAAUGUUUUCAACAUAAACCAAAAUAUUUCCAUGUACAAACCAAUUAUAUUCAAUAUCUUUGGUUCACUGUGGAGACCAUCAAAGCCAAGGCCACCCUUACCCGAACCUACAACACCACCCAUUACCACAGAAUCCACUACAGCACCUUCUUCUUCUUCUUUAGCUCCUGACAGCACCACAGAGAGCACAUCUACUUCAUCAACGGCAAGCUCUACCGAGAGUUCUUCGUCUUCUUCAACAGAGAGCUCUACCGAGAGUUCUUCGUCUUCUUCAACGGAGAGCUCUACCGAGAGUUCUUCGUCUUCUUCAACGGAGAGCUCUACCGAGAGUUCUUCGUCUUCCUCAACUUCAAGCUCUACCGAGAGCUCCUCGUCUUCGUCAACGGCUAGCUCUACCGAGAGUUCUUCGUCUUCGUCAACGACCAGCUCCACAGAGAGCUCAUCUUCUUCGAGUACGCCCUGCACUCUAGCCACUGAGGCCAGCUGAGUCAACUGCUGGUCUCUUAUCAAUCAGAGCUAACACUAACAUCGGCUCACAGGUUGCGCAGACAUUAUAAAGAGUUUUAAAAGGUUAAUGUGAAAAUUCAAUUGCAAUGGUGAUUAAAUAUUAAGGAUGCAUUCGGUUCCGAGUGCAUCCCACUUGCCACUGUAUAA